AUGGAUCCGUUUCAGAGUUUUCAAGAUGGACAGUUUAAUCCACAUAUUUAUGGAAGUAGUAAUGUUCCGCCUUCAACAGACAAAUUAUAUUCUUUCAGCGGCUAUCAAGCAGGGCCCAUGACAGUAGCUUCGAACAAACUCUCGGAACUCUCCGAUAAAAAUGGUGGUGAACGUAAGCGUUAUUCGGGGAUAUAUGCAGGUACAGGUUUCGACAUGCUAUCCGUAUUGUCUCGAGUUGUCAACCGUCAAAAUCCUCAAAUUGAUUUGGGCCCAGUAGAUCUUUCUUGCUCUUUUGUCGUGGUAGAUGCCAAGCAAUACGACCUACCUAUCGUUUAUUGUUCCCCCAUGUUUGAGAGGUUGACAGGUUAUCAACCUGCAGACGUUGUUGGUAGAAACUGUCGCUUUUUACAAGCACCUGAUGGACGCGUAGCUAUUGGUUCAAGAAGAAAGUUUACGGAUAACUCUACGGUCUAUCAUAUUAAAGCUCACAUCGUGCAAGGUAAAGAGUCACAAUCCAGUCUGAUCAAUUAUCGAAAAACAGGACAGCCUUUUGUUAAUCUGUUGACCGUGAUACCUAUUUCUUGGGGCGAUUCAUCAACAGAUGAAAUUGAUUAUUUUGUCGGCUUACAGGUCGAUUUAGUAGAACAGCCCAACUCUAUAUUUCAAAAUAUCAAAAAUGGUACGUACACGAUAGACUACCGCCAAUCAACCAUUCCACCGUCUAUUUCAGGUAUUAACAGCAGCCUUUAUGAUGUGCAGCCGCAUCAAGAACCUCCUUCUGCUUCUUCGUCAUUUCAACAGUCUCAGCAACCGAUGAUGGACGUGGAAGCCUUAAUCAAGGAGGCUACUGUGAGCGAAGGUCGAUUGAAGCGCUGCUGGCAUGAGUUACUGUUGGACGAAAGUCCGGAUUUUAUUCACGUCCUUACCGUCAAAGGCAUUUUUCUCUAUUGCUCUGAUUCGACAAAGGAUGUUCUCGAAUAUGAUCCGUUUGAACUCGUGGGCCAGUCACUCAGAUCUAUUUGUCACCCUUCGGACAUUACCACUGUCAUGCGUGAACUGAAACAAUCUUCUCAUCACCCUACUCAGCCUGUCAAUUUAAUAUAUCGCAUUCGACGAAAAGUUUCAGGUUAUAUGUGGAUUGAAUGCUGUGGAAAGCUUUGUCGCGAAGAUGGACGAGGGAGAAAAUAUGUUGUAUUAUCAGGACGUGAAAAGCCUGUCUAUCAGUUGCCCAAAAACCUUUUGUCGCUAGCAGAAAGUAGGCUUCGACAGCAGCAGCAGCAUCAACGACAACAAAAGAGAAAUUCAAAUAGAAUAAAAGGUGCUGAAGAUCAUGCCUUCUGGGGCAAAUUGAGUCUGGAUGGAUUAUUAUUGUACGUGAGCUGGACUUGUGCUAAUAUUCUCGGGUUGGCACCCUCUGAAAUCAUUGGUACAUCACUUUAUCAACUCAUGCGAAGUAAUCGUACAACUGAUUUGACGCGAGCUUUGGCUGAGGUGAAAGAAGGCAAGGUGGUCUACCUGAAGCAUGCUCUUGUGAAUGGCGCAGGUAUUGAGGUCAUGGUAGCGACGACCUUCUACCCUGACGGUGGUACUACUCUACAACCAACCACAAAGGAGGCAAUACCGGACAUACGACAGCCUUCUUUUGUUUUAAUGCACACUAUAGUCAACAACUAUGACGAAGAAGAAGAAAACGGAAAAGAAGAUGAAAAUGUCUUUCUUUCUAUAGACCCAGACGUGAAGAAGAAAGGUAAAGCCAUUGAGCAGAAUGAGGCUGCUUCUUCGGCUGCUGUAAAAAUGAUAGACGAGGUGGAUAUCACAAACGAGGCGAAUUGGCAAUAUGAACUACACCAAUUAAGGAUAACCAACAAAAAAUUAAGGAGUGAAAUGGGUAGUCUGUUGAAAGCAGCGAAAGAGGUAAGGUCAUAG
This is a messenger RNA of Mycotypha africana, 1926 nucleotides long. RefSeq lists its product as uncharacterized. The record is from RefSeq and is a predicted model, not a curated record. Bases 1 to 1926 code for a protein of 641 amino acids. Gene Ontology annotation, cellular component: nucleus. The transcript is spliced from 6 exons. Gene Ontology annotation, molecular function: protein binding. Lineage: Eukaryota; Fungi; Mucoromycota; Mucoromycetes; Mucorales; Mycotyphaceae.